CGGGCUCCGCAGCCGCAUGGCCCCGUCCCGGCGGCAGCUCGGCCUCCGCGCCGCUUACGCCGGCCUCAGCUCGCUGGCCGGCUUCUCCGUCUUCUUCGUGUGGACGGUGGUCUACCGACAGCCCGCCACGGCGGCGAUGGGGGGGCUCGCAGGUGUGCUGGCUCUGUGGGUCCUGGUGACCCACGUGAUGUACAUGCAAGAUUACUGGAGGACCUGGCUCAAGGGGCUGCGGGGCUUCUUCUUCGUGGCCAUUCUCUUCUCCGUCGUUUCCAUUGCGGCCUUUUGCACCUCCCUUGUAUUGGCCAUCACCGGACACCAGAGCCUCACAGACCCCACCAGCUACUACCUGUCCUGUGUCUGGAGCUUCAUCUCCUUCAAGUGGGCCUUCCUGCUCUGCCUCUAUGCCCAUCGCUACCGGGCCGACUUUGCCGACAUCAGCAUCCUCAGCGACUUCUGACCCAGAAGUGAGGGUACUGUGUGGCCUGGGGGCCUCGACACCAAGACCUGGCUCCAGAGUCAGCAAGUGGGCCUUUCUCCAAGCCCAGACUCCAGAUACACUGCAGGACCACUUCAGUUUCCCAGGAAGCUGUCUGGUCCCCUUUGGGGAAGACCUGGUACCAUGGAAGGGGUUCUUGCUAAGCUGCACAUCAGCUUGGCUGGAGUGUUGCUUAGGCCUUUCCAAAUGGAUCUGUUUUCUUAGCACUUGAUGGGCCAGGGUUAUGAACUUAAGGGGUCAAGGGAUAAGGACUGUGAGGUCUUGACCUAUGCCUAGUGACCCAGAUUCAUAACAGGUUUGGUCCCUGCUGCCCCAGGACCUGUCACUGAGGUUAGAGUGGGCAUCUGAGCAAGUCAAAUCAAGUUAAUAAAUCUCUAGUAGAGAUGUUCUGAUCCUAUCCUAGCAACCCCAUCCUGUUGUCCCCCAGGGUCAGGAAGCUGAAAUCAUUGAUUCUAGGGAAGUGACAUUUGGCUCUUUUCCCAAGAUAGGGGAGCUGUGCAAACUUCAGUGUCCCUCUUCCCACCUUCCACUCAAAACUGGCCUCUCCUGAGGGUGCUAGAGCCAGCCAGCCAUUCCUGAGUGGCACAUAUGGUCACUCACCCAGAGCAGACUCUUUGAAUGAGGCCAGACCGAGAACCGAGGGGCACGUACUCCUGCCCUGGGAUGGGCUCUGGGUACUUGUGGGUCUCCAGCCCUGCACUUCCACCUGCCCCUCGUUGCACCAGAUACCCCACCAUGAGGCAUCUCCUCCCCAUGCCAGCUCUCCUCACUGCCUCCCGCUUGAGCUUUUAUCUUCUUCAUCUCCCUUCGGAAGGACAGCCUCUGCUCUUCUGCGAGUACACUGGCCCAAUGCCACAUCUAACUUGGGGCGGGGAGGGACCUAUGUUACAUGUAUCCUUUUACAUUAAGUUGCCAUUUUGCACGUCACUUUUCCCUGUGUCCUCCCCUAGCUCUCUGCCUUAUCUGUGCCACUGUCACUUUAGCAAAAAUACAGCGGCCAUUUGUAUCAACA
Molecule: messenger RNA, 1508 nt
Organism: Jaculus jaculus (lesser Egyptian jerboa)
Lineage: Eukaryota; Metazoa; Chordata; Mammalia; Rodentia; Dipodidae
Gene: Slc48a1
Product: solute carrier family 48 member 1
Exons: 3
Coding region: 17-457 (146 amino acids)
Biological process (GO): heme transport
Cellular component (GO): plasma membrane; lysosomal membrane
Molecular function (GO): heme transmembrane transporter activity; heme binding
Source: RefSeq, a predicted model, not a curated record